Molecule: messenger RNA, 1926 nt
Organism: Nelumbo nucifera (sacred lotus)
Lineage: Eukaryota; Viridiplantae; Streptophyta; Magnoliopsida; Proteales; Nelumbonaceae
Product: ethylene-responsive transcription factor CRF4
Biological process (GO): regulation of DNA-templated transcription
Molecular function (GO): DNA binding; DNA-binding transcription factor activity
Source: RefSeq, a predicted model, not a curated record
UCCGGUUUCACCGAUAUCGGCUGUUGGAGAUCCUAUAAAGCAGCAAAUUCAGUGUUUCGGUCUCUCCACCGCAACUUGAACUCUUUGUUCUCUUUCUAUCUCCUUCGGAGUUCGGCCUCUGCACAUUUCUCCUUUCGCUUAGUCCCUCUGCUUCAGGAAAGAAAGUUCUCCGACGACAAACACGGGAGAUGGUACCUUGUACUGUUUCAGUUGUAAAAGUUGCAUCAGUUUUUCCAACUAUGGCGAUUUUCUAGUUAUUCUCUCUCUCCUUUUCCCGGUAAAAACGUUUUUAUACUUCUUGUUCUGAGCUCUCUGUGACUUUCUUGGAAAUCUCUCAGUAUUCCCUCUAUCCUACUCUCUCUUACGUUACUGUGACUACCGGUUAUUCUCUUCCCGCUGUUUCUGCUGUUAGUUUCUGUGCAUCUUUCUAUCGGCUCAUGUUCUUAUCCUUUCGUCAGCUUUGUUAAAGAUUUAUCCUUGAUUAAUCCGCUUCUUCUCAAGGAUUAGACUUUCCUUGAAAUUUCUCGUCCUGUUUUUUAUUAGAUUAUUUCAUUGGUCGAUCUUAACGUUCCUCUUUAUUCUCCUCGUGUCUAGUCUCAAAAGAAUCUGUCUUUUCGAGCCUAUUUCUUGCUUUCUCCUCCCACACGGCCACAUCCCGUUCUGCGUUCCCCCACCUAUCUUUUGUUUUCAAUGCAAGUAGAGUAGAGAGAUCCAAAGUCGCUAUCAAUGGAGCAUAACUUCUUCUCUCCAGUUAAAUAUACAGAGCACCGUCAGCUAACUAAAAAGUUCCUGAAGCCAUCAUCGAUGAGGCAUAGAAAUAAUCCGUCGGAAGUGAAUGCUACUGACAGGCCGAAAGUUGUUCGAAUUUCUUUUACCGACGCCGACGCGACGGACUCGUCUAGCGACGAAGACGAGUUUUUUGGCCGUCACAGAGUGAAAAGGUACGUCAACGAGAUCAGUAUUGAAUCUUGCUCUACAGAUAACGAUAUCGCGAAUGGUGGUUGGAGAAGUAAAUCCGUUCGGAACGGGCGGAAAAAAUCAGCCGGAGGAGAAAACAUUCAGUCUAACCGGCGCCCCUUAAAUCUCUCUUCAUCAAACGGAAAGAAGUUCCGCGGAGUACGGCAACGACCAUGGGGAAAAUGGGCUGCUGAGAUUCGAGACCCCGCACGGGGUGUACGCUUGUGGCUGGGAACUUACGACACCGCCGAGGAAGCAGCCAAGGUUUACGACAAUGCAGCGAUUCAGUUGAGAGGACCAGAUGCAAUGACGAACUUCGCUACUCCGCCAAAAGCUAAGCAGGAGAUACAAGUACCAACCAGUUCUGGCUACGAUUCCGGCGAGGAGUCACACAAUCUUUCAUCUCCAACAUCUGUUCUUCGGUUCUCUUCACCUUCCAGUGAAGAAUCCGAGUCUCAAAACCGGCAAGAACCCAUUAAGGAAGUUCAUGAUGAAACGUGUUUACCGGAUGGCUUUAGUGAGCUUUUGCCACUAGAAACACCGUUCCUAGACGACUUUCUUACUUUUCAAACUCCGGCGGAACUGUAUCAGUAUGACACGAGCUUGCCGGAUAGCCAUAUCAAGGAAGAUUUUGGUGAUAUGUUUCUGAGUUCAAAUGAUGAUUUUGGAUCGUUCUCGUCAACGACAUGGCACGUAGACGAUUACUUUGAGGAAAUCGGUGAUAUAUUUGCAUCCGAUCCCCUCGUUGUUCUCUGAGAAAUUCUCCCAUAAAGGAAACAGUUCCGUCGUCGUCUUGUCGAUUCGUCGGCAAAUUUUGUUAGUGGCGGGAUAUAUAGUUUCAGUAGUUUUUUCAGUUUUGUUUUGUUUUUAAUAUCUUAAGUAUAUGAGGUUCUAACUAAUUAUCUCCGUCAAAACUAAACGGAGAAAGAGUGAGUAAAUGAAUGAAGUCGAAGCUUUCUUUUUCCUUAA